CACUGUCAUAUUUUCUUCUCUCAGGUAUUUCUAAAUCUCGACAAGCAUCAUGUUAUAUUUGUUAUGAUUAUUAGUAGAUGUAGCUUUAUUAUACAUUAAUUUACGAGAUUGCUAGAGGUAUUAGGUAUCUUGACAAUUGGUAAACAACUAUGCCACUAGAAUGGCUUUUUGGGCGCAAGAAGACGCCAGAGGAGAUGCUGAGGCAGAACCAGAGAGCUCUGAACAAAGCCAUGCGGGACCUGGAUAGGGAGAGGUCCAAAAUGGAGCAACAGGAGAAAAAGGUCAUUGCUGACAUAAAAAACAUGGCCAAGAAAGGACAAAUGGAUGCUGUUAAGGUCAUGGCCAAAGAUUUAGUGCGGACCAGGAGGUAUGUGAAGAAAUUUAUCUUAAUGAGGGCCAACAUCCAGGCAGUGUCCUUGAAAAUCCAAACCCUUAAAUCAAACAACGCAAUGGCCCAGGCCAUGAAAGGAGUCACUAAAGCCAUGAUGACCAUGAAUAAACAGCUUAAGCUGCCCCAGAUCCAGAAGAUUAUGAUGGAGUUUGAGAAGCAGUCUGAGGUCAUGGACAUGAAGGAGGAAAUGAUGAAUGACGCCAUUGAUGAUGCCAUGGGAGAUGAAGACGAUGAGGAAGAGAGUGAUGCCAUUGUUUCUCAAGUUCUUGAUGAGUUAGGAUUGCAACUAACAGAUCAACUUUCAGACAUCCCAAAUGCAAGCAAUACUAUAGGCACCAAAACCGCGGAAAAACAACCUCAGGCUGCAGGAGUUAGUGAUGCUGAUGCUGACCUGGAGGCACGGCUUGAAAAUUUGAGGCGGCAGUGAGAAGGCACGUUCAAAGUUGAUUGUCAUGAGUGAUCUGAGUGGGAAUGAAUGAAAUGUAUGUGUGCCUGCAAUGACAGUAUUUUAAUGAACACCAAGGGGGAGAUAAUCAGGAACGAGUUGCGCAACAAGGAGGAGCCAGCACUGGGCAGGAGAUUUACACACAUUCAGCCUGAUUAAUGUGAUAGAGGUGCAUAGCUGUGUAUAACCCAGUUUCUAGACAAAUAUUGUUUAUGUAGUGGAAAACUGUUUUUAUAGCCUUGUUCUCAUUCAUUUAGAGUCAUAUCUAAUUUUUGUAUUUUUUGUUGCUUUUGUUAUUGAUUCAUGGUUUAAAUGUUUAUCAAGAUUUCAUGAAUACAAAGCAUACUGACAUGUGACACGUGGUAUAGUAUGUCAUUAAUCGUUAAUUUUUAGUAUAUGAUUAAUCGUUAAUUUUUAGUAUUUUGGUACUCAUCUAUUUCCAAUUCAAAGAGAAAUUAUUUCAAAGGAAGCAGAGAAAAAAGUAGAAUGCAUCAAAACUGACGUAGCUGUUAUUGUGAUUAUUAUCUAGUAUUGCAUCAAUAUCGCCUCUCUCCAGUCUUUAAAUUCUAAUACAUGUAGUAGAAUGGUAACCAAUAUGUUAAUUUUGAAUUUCAAGUGAAGCAGGUCUUUAUUUUUCUUUUUUCUUUUAGAUGCAGUGCCAUGAGUAGAUUUUUAAAAGUAUUAGUAUAUUAUUACUGAUAAUUUUUCAUUGUACUCUGCCACUUAAUCCAUAGAUAUUUUGACGACUUGAAUAAUUAAACUGAAUACAUAAAAUGGUCCGACAGGUAUUGGAGAAGAAAAAGUUGAAUGUUGUUAAAACUACAGUGACUGUACAAAAAUAAAAUUUAGAAAUGACAUUUCAUACAGUGUAUAUAUAUAAUUUACCCUUUAAAAUAUAUAUUUAAAUCUUUAUAUAAUCUAUUCUUUUUUAUCCUGCAGGGAUGAUGCAUCAGCAUCACACUUGCAGGAAAAACUUUAAUCUUGGCGUUAUCUUUUCAACCAGGGGAGAUAGGGCUUUGAUAUUUCAGAUAUAGAUGCCACAUGACCAGGUCUUUUAUAUGGUACCAAAACAUUUGAUCUAGUGACUUUGACCUAGAGCUUUGACUUGCUUUUCAAAAACUUCAACCUUUUGAACUAAAGGGAAUAGUUAAGUGGAGUCAUGCUUCUUGGCAAAUUAUGUUGUUUUUUGACAGCUCUUGUUAAAAUAUUUAUUCAAAUCUGCAUUUCCAAAAAACUGGACUGUAUUUCUUUGAUAAAGAAAGCAAUCAACAAUACCAUCAUCCAAUGAGAGAUGUUAUUAAAACGAUUUAUAGAGAGGAAACAUUCAAUACGUUGAAACUUUGUUUUCUAUUAUUGGUUGUUAUUUCUAAACAAACUUUCAGUUUUUAUAAGUACAUAUAUCCUUUGGAUGUACAGUUUCCUAUUAUUACAUGAAUUAACUGUAGUUGAAAUAAUGUUUGAGAAUAAAAUGAUAAUAAGAUCAAACGUCAACACAUUUUGUAUAUUUUUAAGCAAGUUAUUUGCCUACACUGUCAUGUUGUCUAUGGAUAAUACCGUAUUAUUUAGUGUCCUGUCCAUUUCAUAAUUUGUAAAUUUCGUAAAUGUCAGAACAUGAAAAGGACAGAUACAUGCAUGUACAUAUAUUUAAUGAUCCUCAGAAAAGAAGUUGAAAUAAUAAAUCAUGUAACAUUG
Ostrea edulis (European flat oyster) is the source of this 2528-nucleotide messenger RNA. Its product is annotated as charged multivesicular body protein 2a-like. Lineage: Eukaryota; Metazoa; Mollusca; Bivalvia; Ostreida; Ostreidae. Bases 150 to 818 code for a protein of 222 amino acids. The transcript is spliced from 6 exons. The record is from RefSeq and is a predicted model, not a curated record. Gene Ontology annotation, biological process: endosome transport via multivesicular body sorting pathway; late endosome to vacuole transport; protein transport. Gene Ontology annotation, cellular component: ESCRT III complex; multivesicular body.